UUGUUUUAAUUUUAAAGGUUUUUUAAUACUUUGAUUUAAAUUGCUGCAACAUUCAACAAUAAUUUGAGAUGAGCAGCAGGUGGCAGCAGCUACUUGAGUCCGACAGUCAGCCGCACGUUCGAAUCAGCUGUCGCCUGUCACACAGUCUGCUACUGCCUUGUAAACAUCGAAGCGCAUACACAACACUGAGAAAUAUUCGUACGCAGUCAUGUCUCGACCAUUCCGUUCCUGUGGUUUCAUCAUUUUCCGACGAGUUUUGCCAAAUGUCGAGUACCUGUUGAUGCAGGCGUCGUACGGCCAACACAACUGGACACCGCCAAAAGGUUUUGUCGAUCCUGGAGAAAAUGACAUGCAAACUGCUUAUCGCGAGACUCAGGAGGAAGCCGGCUUCUCGAGAGAAGAUUUGAAGGUUUACGAGGACUGUAAACUGGAACUAAAGUACGAAGUCGGAGGCAAGAUGAAAACCGUGAUUUAUUGGCUGGCCGAGCUGCUCGACAAAUCCAAAGAUGUGCAAAUGUCAAGGGAGCAUCAGGAUUACAAGUGGCUUCGAUUGGCGGAGGCCUGCGAGUUAUCCGGCUACAAGGACAUGCAAGCCGCGCUGAAAAGCUGCGACGAUUACAUAUCGAAAAGUGUACUCUAGCUUUCUUACAAAUUUUAGGACUGUUGACUCCCAGUAUUCAAGUACAAACCUUUAAUA
Messenger RNA from Trichogramma pretiosum, 697 nucleotides. RefSeq names its product bis(5'-nucleosyl)-tetraphosphatase [asymmetrical]-like (gene Apf). Gene Ontology annotation, molecular function: bis(5'-nucleosyl)-tetraphosphatase (asymmetrical) activity. Gene Ontology annotation, biological process: ATP biosynthetic process; AMP biosynthetic process. Bases 209 to 640 code for a protein of 143 amino acids. The transcript is spliced from 2 exons. The record is from RefSeq and is a predicted model, not a curated record. NCBI's taxonomy places the organism in Eukaryota, Metazoa, Arthropoda, Insecta, Hymenoptera, Trichogrammatidae.